AAAAAGGUUGUAGCACAAUUGAUAUUUUUUUUAAAUUACAUGAUGCAUACUUGGAAUUAAUAAAUGGUUAGGUGUUAAUAUCUUUAACUUCAUUUCUGUUGAUAAGUGUACUUUGUUGCUAAUAUUAAUAAAGUUAUUUUGUGUGAUUUUGGUUAUUUUAUAUUUACCCGACAUUUUCCAUUAAUGGAUGCGUCAUUACUAUUCUUAGUAAAUAAGUGACGUAUUCUGACCUCCAUGUUGUCACGAUUUUAAUCUGAGUAAAGCAAAAACAGCUAAACACAAAAUAAACUUCAACUGACAGCUUUUUAGAUGUUUAUUUUACCAUAAAAUAAUCUAGUAUUACGGUAAUACUAGAUUAUUAUUAAUAAUUCGAUUUAUUUUUUUCAUGGACUCUUUACUGUACACACCGUGUUGGAUGAGGAUAACAUGAGGGUUGACUUCAGUAAUCCAAGUAAUCCAGGAUCAUGUCUUCGAAGAUGGGACGGUAAUCGCCCAAAUGCGGUGGUUCCGCAAGGGUGAGCCGCCACGGCUGCUCGCCGUAUCACCGGAAACCGAACCUCGAACCACGCGACCCUCUAGAAAUGAUUCUUCACCAGUAAGUUACUUGCAAAGAAAAAGUAGCAGCAGUUCGGUUGAAACCAAUUUCUAUAACCUAAACGAACAAGUGAUAACCGUUGAAAAAUCGCAGCACACGUGUCACAAUAAUGAACACACACCGGUUACUCGACGAAUAUCUUUGCAAAAUAGUCCAACUUCCUUACAAGAGAGUUGUGUUUCUAGUCGAAAGAAUCGUGCAGGAUCCGUAGAAAAGGAAUACAUGGUGUAUCGCGAAAAACGAAAUCCUUUACUAGAUAAAGUGAAAAAUACGAAACUGUCAUGUUUUAAGUCGAACGGUACUUUUCGAUACGGUGAUGAUGCUGCGUCUACUUCAGGAAGUGAAUGUAGUGGCUUCGGACACGUCGAAGACGUUAGUCAAAGUCGUUAUCCAGAAUCAUAUCCAGAACCACACAACGAGUUCGAAAACCACAACCCAUGGGUUAAAAUGCAACAUUAUGAAGACGAAGUUUUUUAUCCGAAAAGCCCUGUAGAAUGUAAUUGGAGGGAAGGUAAAUCAUUCACGAAUCGAGGGACUAGAUGUUACAGUUCAGGAUCAGAGUGUGAUCGAUAUCAUGCCACACCGAAAACAGCCACUAAACUGUCUAAAUCCAGUGAUCAAAUAUUUAAUGAUGAUUAUGAAUACUUAGAUACACCCAUUGCCAUAAAAUCCGACUGUAAGACUGAUAAGUAUAAGAAUAAAAAUGAAAAAGACACGAUAGGACCAAGCUCCUGUCUUUCCGCUAAGAUUCGAGCUAUGUCAGACAGGUAUUUGAAAUCCUCAAAUAGAAUUUUAUCGAAACUCUAUAAACAAAAUGGGGAAGACAAUGACACAGCACACAGCAUGACUGAGAACAUUUCAAAAUCAAAUAGUAGAAGCCGCAAGAAAAAAGGUGGAGUCAAAGCAAAACUCAGAAGCUUUUCUUACGGUGCACUACCGGGUCUAGACGAAUUUCAGAAAAGUCAAAGUGCCGUAUUUCAUGACGAUGUCUUCAACAUCUCUUGUGACGAUGAAAAUGUGUUAUUGCAAGACUGUGAGGAUGCAGACUCUGGAAUACUAGUGAAUGAAUCAGCUGCAUCUUCUAUGUUUGAUAAUGAUAGACUACCUCCGCGGUGUGAAAGUUCCGCAUCGCAAACUAAUUCUCAAGGACCUUGUCAUAGUAGAAGUGUUUCCGGUGACCAAAGUUUUGCUAAAGUUAGAGUUUCACACAGAAAGAGUAGAGAGAGGAGUGAAUUUCCUAAACCAAAACCAAGAAAUUCCCAAAGAGCUCUAUCGUUAGAUCGUAAAGAAAUACUACGGCGAAUGCCAAAGAACUGUGAUACUGAGGAACCUCAAUAUCUUCAAUUAACGGAGAAACAGAGAAUGCGUCAAAGAGAUGCUAGUCAAGGUGAUUGUGGAAUUCCGCCUAUACCGCCAUGUCGCAAGCCCUUAAAGCACUCGAGUAAACCUCAAUCGGAGUUCAAAGUAGUGAAAAUAAUAAGAAAUUGUCCUAAUGAUGAACUGGGUAUAUUCAUCGCUAAGACAAAGCUGUCGGAUGAAGGACAUAUUGGAUACCUGGUGGCACAUGUUGUACCAGGAGGUUUAGCAGCUAAGGAGGGCUCUCUGCGUAUCGGCGAUGAAUUGCUCAAUGUAAAUGGACGAAGACUUCGAGAUCUUACCAUGUCAGAAGCCAAAGAUGCAUUGCGAUCUGGAGCGGCCGAAAUCGACAUAGUUAUUUGCAGACAGCGGGAACAAAAAAAGCCUGGUGUAUUAAUGCGAGAAAGUUCCGUAGACUAUGAAAACGCAGUCAUAUUGGGGAAGGAACGAGGCGUCAAUAAAUAUGACGUCAGAACAGCGCGUCAUCAGAACCAGGAUGACACUGGCUGUAAUCGCAAAGGCUUAUCAAUCGAGCCGGACAACGCGACGGCCACGCAGUCGCAUUUCCUAAAGGGUCAGAACGCGAGCUACAGCAGUAUGAAUAACAAGCUCCUGCGCCGACAGGUCGUUAGUUACGGCGGUGCAAACAAGGAAACAAUGACGUUAAGCUGUACAGGUGAUAUCGUUGACGUUGACGUGCCAGAUGGAGUGACAGAUCGUGUUGAGAAAAAUGAAGACACUGAAAUACAGACACCUAAUGCGGCAAACUUCUGUACUCUACCUCGCAGACCAAGAGCGCCUACGCAUACGUAUCACACAAUUACCUUUGAAAAAGGCCACGGAAAGAAGCCAUUGGGAUUUACAAUUGUGGGAGGACGAGAUUCACCCAGAGGUCCUUUGGGGAUUUUCAUAAAAAGUAUUUUGCCACAAGGUCAGGCGAUAGAUGAUGGUAGAUUAAAAGCUGGGGAUGAAGUGCUAGCAGUGAAUGGACAAGCGUGUCAUGAGUUGGCGCAUAUUGAAGCAUUAGCACUUUUCAAAGCUGUGCGAAGUGGGCCUAUCGAGUUACGAGUUUGCCGCAGAGUGAGGAACCAAUCUGCUAAAGCCAAGUCAUGCACAGAUCUUCUAAAUGACGACGAUUGAGGGAACGAGAAUUGUGUCAGGAACUUCAUCCGGUGUUUGAAAUUCGAUCUUGAAACGGCGAAAUAAAGCCGUGUUUUUGAUGGUCUUGGUAAAGGCCGCUUUAAAAUAUAUUGUAUUAUUUGCUAAAUUGUAAACAUAAGGACAAAACCAAAACUACGUAUGUAUUUUGUAGAAAACAUGUGUACGUGACAAAAGGCAUUUUAGCUAGCAACUGAACGUAGUCAAAUGACAAGAAAGUUAAAACAACUGUAGUAGCUGGUUGUUCACAUAAAUCUAAUAUCUAGCUUAACCUUAUUUUUCCCUUUCAUCUAAACUCAAAAUAUGGGAGAAAUUAAUUUGACCAAAUUCACUCCCAUUUUUCUUUAAUGUGCCAUUUUAGCGCUUUAAGGCAUAUAUUUUUAUUUUUAUUUCUAGUUGUCAAUGGUCAUAUACAUACUACAAAGCUCAAUUAGUUCAAUAAUGAUAAAUGAUAGAGACAUUUAUAGUAUGUCUAUGAAGGGAAAGAUUAAAUGCCUUCUGGGUUUUGUGUAGAAACCUGUAUCCAAAGAUAGUUUCAUAACGUCUCUAAUAUGCAAAUCCUUGUUUCAUAUUAUCUAUUAAGGAAAUACUAGAAAAUAUUUGUUUUCCCUUUAUCGUUAACUUUAGUGACUAUCUGUUGAUGUCAAUGUUUUCUUUUUCAAACACUAUUCUUUUAUUCAUUUAACUCAAGUAUAUUAAACAAUAAUCAUUAUUAAGUUCAUAGUACGAAGCAUGUUGUUAAAUUUUUAUAUAAAUUAUGGAUGUAUGGUAUCUUGCACUUUGUUCAGUGACUGGUAUACAAUUAGUAAAAAAUGCCCUAAAAUAUUAAAGUUAAUAAAAUAAAUAAAUUAAAUAUCGAUUUAAAUAAUAUGGUGUUAAUAAUCUAUAUGUAUGCGUAUGUCUAAUGCAUAAAGGUCCUCCGUUCGAUUUCCGCCAUAACUAUAAAUGUUUUUAUUACAAUUGUACAAAUGAUAACUUAUUGUAGAUAUUAGCAAUGUAGCCAAUUAUGUAUAAUUUUCUAUGUAAAAUGUCCAUUUCGAACUUUUUAUUAGUGUGAAUAAUCAAUACUUUUUUUGCACAAAAUGUAAAUAUUUAUUUGCUACAAUUAUUUAGUACUAGAAAACUCUUCAAUUGUUGCUAGUUGACUGUGCAAUGCAAUAUUGAACUAAAUUGAAUGGUUUUGAUCUGAUUUCUGUGAUAAAAUUUAGUAUUUUAUGAAUUUUGAAGCAACCUUUUAGAAGGUACAACAAAAGACGAAUUGGCAGUACUUUUUUGUGAUUGGGAAUGAAGGAUCGGAUUGCGUGUCUGUGGUUGCACGUCCUUCGCCUCAUAGUACAUUUCACAUUUUCCUAAAUAUGUUUUACAUCUUUCAAAAAAAUACAAUUACUCGAACAAUUAUUCAUAUGAAAUAUUUAAAUUAAAGUUAUGAUACAUAUGUAGUCAUCUAUUUUAAAUUAAUAAAAUCAAUUAACUAUUUCUACACUAAAUCUAGAAAUAGUAUAGGAAUAUAUUAUUUAGAUAGCUUUUUGUAAAUAUGAACCAUGAUUGUAAACGUAUAAAUU
Pieris brassicae (large cabbage white) is the source of this 4671-nucleotide messenger RNA. RefSeq lists its product as uncharacterized. The transcript has 6 exons. Lineage: Eukaryota; Metazoa; Arthropoda; Insecta; Lepidoptera; Pieridae. The record is from RefSeq and is a predicted model, not a curated record. Bases 497 to 3091 code for a protein of 864 amino acids. Gene Ontology annotation, molecular function: protein binding.